AUGAACAGGGGGAGGGUAAAAGAAGAGGGUUGCAUGACAAAUAGGAGCUUGUUGUACAUUCAUGUAAGUGUGUGUGAGAGAUAUUUGUGAAGUAGUAGUGGGUAGAUGGGUACGUCGAGAAGGACCGAUCAGGUAAAGGAGAAUGUGUGGUCUAAUGAAUGAACACUUAAUGCUGUCGGUCCUCUUCUGUUUUCUCCCUCCCUUGCUCACAGGAUCAUUUGGAUAAGGCCAUCGAGCUGAAACCACAGGAUCCUAUGUCUUACUACCUGCUGGGCCGCUGGUGCUAUGCUGUAUGUGACACACACACACACACCCACCCUAACCCAAGUCAACCAUACAGUGAAUAAUACACUCCCUGAAAAGUGGUCAGUUUAGAAAAUUAAACAGGUGUCAUUAGGGGUGUGAAUAUUUAUGUAAAUGUAAUAUUUCUGUAUUUAAUUUUUAAUACAUUUGCUAAAAUUUCUAAAAACAUGUUUUCACUUUCUCAUUAUGGGGGAUUGUGUGUAUAUGGGUGUGAUUUUUUUUUUUUUUAUCCAUUUUGAAUUCAGGCUGUAACACAACAAUGUGGAAUAAGUCAAGGGGUAUGAAUACUUUCUGAAGGCACUGUACAUCAUUUACACACACACACAAACACGCACAGAGAGAAGUCAGCUCAGAGGCCCAGCUCAUGAGCUCCAUCAGCAGCAGAUUUUAAUUUAGAGUUGAAUGUGUUUAUGCGACAAAUGUUAGUGCAUUGAAUUGUAUUCUCUAAUCAAACCGAAUCGCACUCAAUAAUUUCAAAGUCAAACGUAUCGUUCCUGUAUCGUAUCGGAGCCCAUGUAUCUAGGUACGUAUCGAAUCGUCUUGAAAGGGAAAGAUGCACAUCCCUAAUUCUCACUGUUUGUCGUGAUGGGUUGGUGUGUGUUAAGAUUAGAAACUGCUUGGUAGAUUAUAUUGUCUCCAAAUCAUGAGUGACAGGGCCUUGGCAACAGUAUUUUGGAAGUGUCUUUGUAUAGUGAAAAAUAAAAAAAAAUCUGAUCCUUUACUCUGCUGACAUAUCCCCUGACUUACAGUGCAUUCGGAAAGUAUUCAGACCCUUUGACCUUUUCCACAUUUUGUUACAUUACAGGUAAUUUUAAAAUUGAUUAAAUAGUUUUUUCCCUCAAUCUAAAGACAAUACCCCACAAUGACAAAGCUAAAAUGUAUUCAGACACUUUACUCAGUACUUUGUUAAAGCACCUUUGGCAGCAAUUACAGCCUUGAGUCUUCUUGGGUAUGACGCUACAAGCUUGGAACACCUGUAUUUGGGGAGUUUCUCCCAUUCUCCUCUGCAGAUCCUCUCAAGUUCUGGCAGGUUGGAUGGGGAUCGUCGCUCCACAGCUAUUUUCAGGUCUCUCCAGAGAUGUUCGAUUGGGUUAAAGUCCAGGCUCUGGCUGGGCCACUCAAGGACAUUCAGAGACUUGUCCUGAAGCCACUCCUGCGUUGUCUUGGCUGUGUGCUUAGGUUCGUUGUCCUAUUGGAAGGUGAACCUUUGCCCCAAUAUGAGGUUUUCAUUAAGGAUCUCGCUGUACUUUGCUCCGUUCAUCUUUCCCUCGAUCCUGACUAGUCUCCCCGUCCCUGCCGCUGAAAAACAUCCCAGAGAAUGAUGCUGCCACCACCAUGCUUCACCGUAGGAUGGUGCCAGGUUUCCUCCAGACGUGACGCAUGGCAUUCAGGCCAAAGAGUUCAAUCUUGGAUUCAUCAGACCAGAGAAUAUUUUGUCUCAUGGUAUGAGAGUCCUUUAGGUGCCUUUUGGCAAACUCCAAGCGGGCUGUCAUGUGCCUUUUACUGAGUAGUGGCUUCCGUCUGGCCACUCUACUAUAAAAACCUGAUUAGUGGAGUGCUGCAGAGAUGGUUGUCCUUCUGGAAGGUUCUCCCAUCUCCACAGAGGAACUCUGGACCUCUGUCAGAGUGACCAUAGGGUUCUUGGUCACUUCCCUGACCAAGGCCCUUCUCCCCAGAUCAGCUCAGUUUGGCCGGGCGGCCAGCUCUAGGAAGAGUCUUGGUGGUUCCAAACUUCUUCCAUUUAAGAAUGAUGGAGGCCACUGUGUUCUUGGGGACCUUCAAUGCUGCAGACAUUUUUUGGUACCCUUCCCCAGAUCUGUGCCUCGACACAAUCCUGUCUCACACCUCUACAGACAAUUCCUUUGACCUCAUGGCUUGGUUUUUGCUCUGACAUGUACUGUCAACUGUGGGACCUUAUAUAGACAGGUGUGUCCCUUUCCAAAUCAUGUCCAAUCAUUUGAAUUAACCACAGGUGGACUCCAAUAAAGUUGUAGAAACAUUUUAAUGAUGAUCAAUGGAAACAGGUUGCACCUGAGCUCAAUUACGAGUCUCAUAGCAAAGGGACUGAAUACCUACUUAAAUAAGGUAUUUCUGUUUUUUAUUUUUAAUACAUUUGCAAACAAUUCUAAGAACCUGUUUUGGCUUUUUCAUUAUCGGGUGUUGUGUGUAGAUUGAUGAGGAUAAUUUAAUCAAUUUUAAAAUAAAGCUAUAACUUAACAAAAUGUGGAGAAAUGUCAAGAGGUCUGAAUACUUUCUGAAUGCACUGUAAAUGCUACUUUCACAGACUUAAAUGCUACUUUACCCACCAUGUUUAAAUGCUUUUCUGGUUUGCCAUGUUCUGAAACAGUUUAUACAUUGGUUCUGUUCAGGUGGCUCAGUUGUCGUGGAUUGAGAGGAAAGUUGCUGCUACAUUGUUUGGAGAGCCUCCAAGUGCCACGGUCCAAGAUGCUCUGAAGAACUUCCUCAAGGUAUUGUUAUUCUCCACGCUACCAUGGAUUGCAGUUCAGCGCAAAAGUGUUUGACACAGUAUGUAUUCAUUGCUCUUCCCUCAACCGUUAUCAGAAAUCAGUCCGUAGAUCAGCAUGUUUCUCCGCGAUCGCUACUAAUGUUUGGAUCAGCUGAGCGCAGCAGAAGCUGACGGGAGGCUAAUGCACUGACUCGCAGUAGAAUAGGCAGCGCUAGCUGCUUCUUCAAAACGCGUCCAGAAUAUCUCUAAAACUAAUAGCAUUGUAUUUGGGUCAAAUCAUUCCGUAAGUUCUAGACCUCAGCUGAAUCCGGUAAUGAAUGGUGUGGCUGUUCAACAAGUUGAGGAGACUAAAUUACUUGGUGUUACCUUAGAUUGUAAACUGUCAUGGUCAAAACAUAUAGAUUCAAUGGUUGUAAAGCUGGGGAGAGGUCUGUCUGUAAUAAAGAGAUGCUCUGCUUUUUUGACACCAUACUCCGCAAAGCAUGCAGGCUGUAGUUUGAUCUUAUCCUGAUUAUUGUCCAGUCAUAUGGUCAAGUGCUGCAAAGAAAGACCUAGUUAAGCUGCAGCUGGCUCAGAAUAGAGUGGCACGUCUUGCUUUUCAUUGUAAUCAGGUGCUAAUAUUAAUACUAUGCAUGUCAGUCUCUCUUGACUAAGAGUUGAGUAAAGACUUCUUCUUAUUUUUAUAAGAAACAUUGUGUUGGAAAUUCCAAAUUAUUUGCAUAGUCAACUUACACACAGCACUGACACACACACUUACCCCAUCAGACAUGCCACCAGGGGUCUUUUCACAGUCCCCAGGUCCAGAACAAAUUCAAGGAAACGUACAGUAUUAUACAGAGCCAUGAGUGCAUGGAACUCCCUUCCAUCUUAUAUACUGUAGCGCAAGUGAACAGCAAUCCUGGUUUCAAAAAACAAAUAAACAACACCUCACGGCACAACGCCUCUCCCACAUGUGACCUACUUGUUGUGUGUUUACUGACAUGUAUGUGUAACUGAUAGAUACGCACACACACUACAUGUUAAUGUUUUUAAAUGUACAGUACCAGUCAAAAGUUUGGACACACCUACUCAUUCAGGGGUUUUUCUUUAUUUUUACUAUUUUUUACAUUGUAGAAUAAUAGUGAAGACAUCAAAACUAUGAUAUAACACAUAUGGAAUCAUGUAGUAACCAAAAGUGUUAAACAAAUCAAAAUAUAUUUUAUAUUUGAGAUUCUUCAAAUAGCCACCCUUUGCCUUGAUGACAGCUUUGCACACACUUGGCAUUCUCUCAACCAGCUUCAUGAGGAAUGCUUUUCCAACAGUCUUGAAGGAGUUCCCACAUAUGUUGAGCACUUGUUGGCUGCUUUUCCUUCACUGCGGUCCAACUCAUCCCUAACCAUCUUAAUUGGGUUGAGGUCGGGUGAUUGUGGAGGCCAGGUCAUCUGAUGCAGCACUUCAUCACUCUCCUUAGACAAAUAGCCCUUACACAGCCUGGAAGUGUGUUUUGGGUCAUUGUCCUGUUGAAAAACAAGUGCAAACCAGAUUGGAUCGUGUAUCUCUGCAGAAUGCUGUGGUAGCCAUGCUGGUUAAGUGUGCCUUGAAUUCUAAAUAAAUCACAGAGUGUCACCAGCAAAGCACCAUCACACCUCCUCCUCCAUGCUUCACGGUUGGAAUCACACAUGCGGAGAUCAUCCGUUCACCUACUCUGUGUCUCAGAAAGACACGGCGGUUCUCACAUUUUGACUCAUUAGACCAAAGGAUAGAUUUCCACCGGUCUAAUGUCCAUUGCUUGUGUUUCUUGGCCCAAGCAAGUCUCUUCCUCUUAUUGGUGUCCUUUAGUAGGGGUUUCUUUGCAGCAAUUCGACCAUAAAGGCCUGAUUCACACAAUCUCCUCUGAACAGUUGAUGUUGAUGUGUCUGUUACUUGAACUCUGUGAAGCAUUUAUUUGGGCUGCAAUCUGAGGUGCAGUUAACUCUAAUGAACUUAUCCUCUGCAGCAGAGGUAACUCUGGGUCUUCCAUUCCUGUGGGGGUGAUCAUGAGAGCCAGUUUCAUCAUAGCGCUUGAAGGUUUUUGCGACUGCACUUGAAGAAACUUUCAAAGUUAUUGGAAUUUUCCAGAUUGACUGACCUUCAUGUCUUAAUGGAUACGCACAUGACUGUAAGUCGCUUUGGAUAAAAGCGUCUGCUAAAUGGCAUAUUAUUUAUUAUUAUUAUUAAAGUAAUGAUGGACUGUCAUUUCUCUUUGCUUAUUUGAGCUGUUCUUGCCAUAAUAUGGACUUGAUCUUUUACUAAAUAGGGCUAUCUUCUAUAUACCAACCCUACCUUGUCACAACACAACUGAUUGGCUCAAAUGCAUUAAGAAGGAAAUAAAUUCCAGAAAUGUACUUUUAAUAAGGCACAUCUGUUAAUUGAAAUGCAUUCCAGGUGACUACCUCAUGAAGCUGGUUGAGAGAAUGCCAAGCGUGUGCAAAGCUGUCAUCAAGGCAAAGGGUGGCUACUUUGAAGAAUCUCAAAUAUUUUGAUUUGUUUAACACUUUUUUUGGUUACUACAUGAUUCCAUAUGUGUUAUUUCAUAGUUUUGAUGUUAUCAUUAGUGCUCCCGAGUGGCGCAGCGGUCUAAGGCACUGCAUCUCAGUGCUUGAGGUGUCACUACAGACCCCCUGGUUCGAUUCCAGGCUGUAUCACAAACGGACGUAAUUGGGAGUCCCAUAGGGCUCACAAUUGGCCCAGCGUCGUCCGGGUUUGGCCAGUGUAGGCCGUCAUUGUAAAUAAGAAUUUGGUCUUAACUGACUUGCCUAGUUCAAUAAAGGUCAAAUAAAAAAUUAAAAUCACUAUUAUUCUACAAUGUAGAAAAUGGCAAAAAUAAAGAAAAACCCUUGAAUGAGUAGGUGUGUCCAAACUUUUGGUUGGUACUGUAUGUACAUUGUAAAGUGUUUUGUCUGUAAAGUAUUUUUCGUUAUGUGUCGGACCCCAGUAAGACUAGCUGUCUCCAUUGGUGUUGGCUAAUGGGGACCCUAAUCAAAUCACUCAUUGUGAUAAAAUAAUGUUGCUAGAGUAGCUUGCUAGGUAGCUAGCUUAUGGAGGAAGCAUUUGGUGUUCAGCAUUGAGUGUGUGCAGUAGGUUAGCUUCCUAUUCAUUUCAUAUGAAGUGACUGGCUUAGCGCUAGCAGACUAUUGAUGUGGGCAAAUUUAAGCUAGUUUUCGUGCACAUUGUCAAACUCCGGAAAUACUGCUCCUUCAAGCACCAAACUUCUUAGCUAGAUGUAAAAUUGAGCGACUAAGAAAAAUAGUCUAAAGCAAUUACUGAUUUAUUGUUUUAUCUUAUAUUAAUUCUGACUUUUUGAGGGUGAAAUUGGGUUCAUUAGGCAAAGUCACCUAGGUAAUACAGUAUUUUCCAAUGUUAUGACAGCCCGUUGUAGCCAGACUACUUUUGAUCUAUCCCAUUACCCUUUGCGAGAUACAAGACAGAUCAGUGCAGGCGUAAUCGUUGUGCUAUAUGACGUAAGACAAUGAGUGUUAGUUGGCGUAAAGCGUGUCAGGCCUUGCAAAUGUACUUCACCAGUACAUUUCUCAUUUAAAAGUUACUUUUAUAGUUCUAUAAUGUGUACUUUAACCUGUUAUAAUCAUACAAUCUUUCUUGCUUUAACUCAUCUUGCAAAGCCAUAGGCUCUACUGUCUUUCAUGCGCUCUCUCCAAACCAUUAAAACAUGUAGCGCACAGCAGCCUAUUUGUUUUGUGUUGAGUCAGAAUUUGCCCAGAGGUCGCUUCUGAACCCAGAUUCAAAGACCAAACCCCAAGUAUUUAAAGAGGCAUAAUCUGUGUUCACACUUUUCACGUUUAUAUAAAGAUAAAUGAAAUUGCUCCUGGCCAAGAUUGCUUCUGGCCUGCUGCAUGCAUCUUCCUCAUGUCUUGUGUAUCUCACCCAUCAAUUUGAUUUAAGUGGUUGACUCUGUUGUAACUUGUUGCUCCUGGCCGCAAGGACUGGUAGAGGGUGUCUAGCUUCAACAAACACAUCCUGCUGAGUUAUGCAACAUGUGCCACAACAGCCAAGUACACAAACAGUGGCUACCCACUACCUAGUGCCCAGGUGUUGUCAUAGUACUCUUGUCACUGUAUGAUUAAUGCUAAGGCUAUAUAGGGUCAGAAUAAAAGGUUGAGUCAAGUGAAAUAUACAGUACAUAGACAGAUAUUAAUUUGUGUCUAUAUAUCCAUUGCUAGAGGUACAAUAAUGCUAUGGUUAGUCCUGUCUAUGAUUGUGUGUGCUGAGCAAGUUCAGUUGCACUCAUUUGCCCAAAUCGUGUACCAACGUCAUACCUGUCCUGGACUGAUUUUAUGCAAUUAGAACAUAAACUGUGAGUCUGUGUUUUUGUCAGUGGUAGUGUUUUUGGUGCAUGUUCAAUGGAAUAAUACAUCCAUGUUUUCUAGCUUUAUGGUAACACUUAACUCCAACAUCGUCGCGUCCGAGGGCGGAAUUUGUGCUUCCAAGUCUAAGACUGGGCUACCUUUUCACGAGAGUUUGAUUCCAAAUCAUACUGGAAUCAGGGAUGGAUCCCCUUAGUGCUGACACAUUACAGAGAUUCUGGACAAGGAGAAUACAUUUUGUCCCAUCCUCGGGAAGCUGAACUCUAGAAAGAGUUGAUUAUCAGCAAGUGCAGUGUUCUCGUGUUUUUCUUAUAUUUUCAUUAUUUCACAGGUGGAGGAGAUCAGUCCCAAGUACUCCAAAUUAAACUUUGUGUUUUUAGCCAAGGUAAGUUGGGCUGCCAAUGUUCUUGUUAUGUGUGCAUCUUAUAUUCAUCUAUAUACAGUAAUCCAAUGGCUUUUUAUGUGCACCAGUGAUGAUGUUGAUUAUGAUGAGGAAUUUGAUUUUGAUUGGUCAGUGCUACAGAGACCUGGGGCAAAAAGGUCAGGCCAGGAAGAUGUGUGAUGCUGCUACUUCCAUUCAAACCAUUUCCAAAGAGGUGGGUACUGACUGUAGUGUCACUGGCUUAUUCUUGUGCUCUAGUCUUAGUUUUCUCACAUUUGUCAUUGUUGUGGUUAAAAAAUAGAUUAAUUUAUUUAUCUCUGUCUCUCUCUCUCUCUCUGUCUCUCUCUCUCUCUCUCUCUCUCUCUCUCUCUCUCUCUCCCCCCUUUCCCCAUCUCACCCCAAGGAUGAGGAGGCACAAAAGGAGCUGGACUCCCUUCUCUCUGCACUAGGUGUUAAUUGA
Coregonus sp. 'balchen' is the source of this 7952-nucleotide messenger RNA. The record is from the annotation of a GenBank genome assembly. NCBI's taxonomy places the organism in Eukaryota, Metazoa, Chordata, Actinopteri, Salmoniformes, Salmonidae.